AUGAGUCUUCAAUUUCGCGGAAAUACAAUCCCAGUAACAGCUGCAACAACACCAGAUAUUGAAGUUGCAUUGAUGACAGAUCUCGUUAAGAACUGGACAAAUAGUUUAGAUCCAUCAUUAGAUCUCAAGAAAGUUGAAGUCCAAUCUGUUGACAAAUUCGGAAAUGGACGUGUCGGAUUUGUUAAGAUUUCUACCCAUACAGAAAGAAAUGGUAUCAAAAUACCAGGAAUUUGCAUGCUUCGUGGUGGAGCUGUUGGAAUGUUACUCGAAAUCACUGAUGAGCAAACAGGUGAGAAAUACUCUGUCUUAACAUCACAGCCACGUGUACCUACAGGCAAAAUCUUACUUGAAAUCCCAGCAGGAAUGAUUGAUGGAUCCGGUAACUUGAAAGGAGUAGCAAUUAAAGAGUUAGAAGAGGAAUGCAAUUUAGUCGCCAAGGAAUCUGAUCUUAUUGAUUUAACGCAAAAAGCUUAUGGCGAUUCAUUCCCAGGUGUUUACACUUCUCCUGGACUUCUUGAUGAGUUCUUGAGAUUGUUCCUCUGGAGAACAACAAUGCCUCACGAAAAGAUCCUUGCUCUCAAUGAGAAAUUAGGAGGAGAAGAUGCUCAUGAGCAAAUCGUUCUCAAAAUCGUGAAAUACAGCGAUGUUUGGAAAUAUACAGCAGAUACAAAGAGUUUAACAGCUCUCCACUUAGCUCAAGUUCUUUCUGCAAAUGGCCAAAUUUAA
Molecule: messenger RNA, 726 nt
Organism: Trichomonas vaginalis G3
Lineage: Eukaryota; Parabasalia; Trichomonadida; Trichomonadidae
Product: ADP-glucose pyrophosphohydrolase protein
Exons: 1
Coding region: 1-726 (241 amino acids)
Biological process (GO): ribose phosphate metabolic process; nucleoside phosphate metabolic process
Molecular function (GO): ADP-glucose pyrophosphatase activity; ADP-ribose pyrophosphatase activity
Source: RefSeq, a predicted model, not a curated record